Molecule: messenger RNA, 909 nt
Organism: Acanthamoeba castellanii str. Neff
Lineage: Eukaryota; Discosea; Longamoebia; Acanthamoebidae
Exons: 4
Coding region: 1-909 (302 amino acids)
Source: RefSeq, a predicted model, not a curated record
AUGCGAAUCAAGCUCUCCUCUACACCCUGGGUCGUGCCCACAACCGUAGACCGGCGAUUGGGUGAUGGCCCAGAGACGAUCAUACCCAAGCUGCAGCGCCUCAACCAGGCCUCUGCGGGCGCUGGACCCUCGCCACCGACCUCCCCCUUCGCCGGCGUCUCGCCCUCGCGCAGCCCCUACGGCGGCCCCCUGUCCCCGCUGGCCAGCACCCCCAGCGCCUCCACCCAGCGUAGUACCAGCUCGGCCUCGGCCGGCCUCGACAUGUACGUGGUCCUGCGCCCGCCCUCGCGCGACGCCGACCGGUUCGACAUGCCCGUGCACAUCGUGGAGGACCCGUCAGUGCUGCCCAUCCAGCCACCGGCCCCCGUGCGGGAGGAGGUCGUCACCAGGCCCAGCACGUCGGCUCCCUUCACCUCCAGCUCCAGCACACCCUUCGCGCACCACCAACCUGAGCACACACGAUCAAUCAUGGCCACGCCGGGCAAGCAGAUCUUCAAAUCGCCCGACGCGUCAUUUGCCCACGGUGGCAAGUCCGCCUCCCACAUUCACGCUCCCACCCCUGCCCCUUCCUCCUCCGCCUCCUCCUUCCGCUCGCCUCCGCAGCAGCCCGGCUUCCUCUCCCCUCAACAGCAGCUCGGCUUCCUGUCGCCCCAGCAGCAGUCCGGCUUCCUCCACCCGUAUCAGCAGCCGCAGCCGCAGCCGCAGCCGUCCAUCCUGCUGUCGCCCACGCGGCUCUCCUCCGCAUUCCCGCAGCCGCCGCCCUCGACGACCCGCAAGCGCGUCACCUUCUCCGCGUCGGUCGAGGACACGCCAUCGCGCGGUCCCAUGAACAAGCCCGCGCCCAUCCAGCAGAGCUUCUUGAGCCCGUCCGCCGGCCCGUCCGACUACCGAUACGGUUCGCCUUACUAG